AUGCUUACAACUCCUAUAGGAAGAAAGCGCAAGACUGUUUCGUCAACCACUACACCAGCCAUUCGUCAGUACUCGUCCACCAACCAUCAAAGACCAAAAACUUCAAACCUUUCAUCUACCCUUAAACAGCGAUCCGCAUCUGCUGUAAAAAGUAUUCCAUCUGCUGCUGUGGCUUCGCACAAGAAAGCUACCAUGACAAUUGAUAUUGAUAGCGAUCAUUCAGGCUCUGAUUGCAGCAGUGCUAGCAGCACUAGCAGUAGCUUCCACAACUUGAAUUCACCUCUUUUAUCCGACUCGUCUAUAUCCUCUCCUGCCACGUCCCCAUCAUUGCGAUCCCGUAAACAUCAUAUUCUACCCACCUCUCAUUGUAAAAACCAGGACCAGUCCAUGCAUUCUAAACCCUCUUCAAAGAAACCAACUACUUUGCGGAACACUGCUCGGAAGAAUGCAUCUGCUGAUCUGUCCAUAGAUCGCAACCAAACCAAACGACAAUGUGUGCGUAAGCUCAACCAGCCUAUUUGCGGUGGAUGUCCUCGCUCAGUAGAGCCUCAAGACCCAAUGGUUACUUGUUAUACUUGUCUGGUAAGAUUUCAUGGCACUUGUGUGUCGUCCAAGGCUCUUGCCAAGCCUCGCUUCAUCUGUACGGCCUGCAAGCCUCAAAAGAAAAAGACUCCAGUCAAAAAGACUGGCUCCCACUAUGACAGUAGUCUGUUGUCUGCUACUCCUGCUAAUAAAAAAGAAAGUACGGGGGGAAAGGGAAAGGGGAAGAGCUAUGGAACCAUCAUUACUGCAGCCUCUCCGGAACUAGAUCUGCUUGAUGAUGAUAUAUGUCCUGUAUGUGAUGGUGAAUGCACCUGCAAUCCCACUGUAACCCCUCAGCCAUCUAUACCUACCACUUCCCGUCAGUUCUUUGGAGAAAAGACAUUGGCUGCUAUUAAAAAUGCUGUUUCUGCAGACCAAUCCUUCAUGGAUCACAAGCACUAUCUUUCAUCUCACAGGUCUUCAUCUACCAAAUCUUGCAAAAACAACCCACCAUCAAAAUCAUCCAAAAAUGAGGGAAAAGAUGACUCGCUUACACUCUCGGCAGCACCACUUGUUCAUAAGACUGAGUCGAUCGCAGAUGAAGAGCCUGCCAUCGACUUUUUUGAUUUAAAAUCUUGUGUUCCUACAAGCGCUGGGUUGCAACCAACCUGCAAUCGUGAAGAUACUCGGGCUGAUACUAUACCUACUGCUUUGAAUCCAUACUCGGAAAAGUUUGCAGAUCUUGAAACAAUCAGCACAAUAUUUGAAGAUGCAUCGGAUGCUACUGUCACGACAGAUUCGGAUGCACAAUCUGAGCUUGACGAUGAAACGCUUGAUCUUUUCGCCAGUUUGGACUCUUCAGAUGAUGAGUUGAUUAUUGUUGCUAAACAGGAAGUUGACCAGUCCCAUGAUAUUGUCACUUCCUCUAGUGAAGAGCUCGAAUCUGAAUCUGACAAUGAUUUGCUGGAUGUAGACAGUGACUCAUCCGACGAUAUGGAGGUUUAUGAAGAGCCUGAUGAUGAUACAGACGACCAUCAAGCGGAAGAAGAAAUUGUCAAUGAGCUUGUACAGGGAAAUCUCAUCAAUGGGUGGAUAUCAUCCGACGACGAGGAAAGCGAAGAUAGUGCAGAGUUUGAAUUGUUUACGUCUCCUGAUGUACAAAAAAUUGCUAAUGCCUAUGCUCUUUCUGAGCCCAGCUAUGCCGAAUUUAAUCUGGAUGCACUUCCUGCUAUUUCCGAUUCUGAUGAAAUAGAUUUAGUUGCUACUCUUGACGAGACUGCUGCUGGAUGCCUCGAAUCUCGGACGGAACCCCCGCGACUUAAAAUAGAAUCCGAUGAUUUAGAAGCAAAGGAUAUUGAGCACAGCAUUAAAGAAGAGUACAUGAGCAUAUCUGACACUGUAAUUCCUCACUCGGAGCUUUUUGAUGAAGAACUGAUUGACGAAGCCGAAGUUGCUUCUGGCUGUAGUCAAAGUACACAAGGAAUCGCAGCCUUUGGUGAUUCCGCGUCUGGAAACGUAUUGAAUCCCAAAUCAUUUGCUUUCGACAUUCGCAAAUCGUACAUUGGUCCAAACGGUGAAAUUAGAACCUCUACAAAAAGCAUUACAUUGCAAGUACCAGAACAAACUCCUGCUCAAAUUGCAACUGCAGCUAAUGCUGGAAAACGAAAGGGUAAACGCAAGAAUAACGUGUCAUCAUUGAAUGGAGCUAAAUCUACAAGCGCAUCGGCUGCUGAUACUGCGGCUGCAUUGGCUUUGGCUAUUGGUCCGUUUCCGACAAAACGACCCAAUCAACCCAUUUUUGCUCAUCCUGGAAAACCUCUGGCUCAGGCUGCUCCAAAUACUCCGUCCAAUCCUUGGUUGACACUUGCUGCGCUAAAGGCAUCUGCUCUUACAUCAAUACAACAGAAUGCUGCCAAUGCGGCUAAUGCGGCUGCAAAUAAGCUAACACCCGGAUCUGAUUCCAAAGCACCAAUGCAAUCCAACAUGCAGAUCACAUCAGCCUUGACUGCCGCUUUAGCUUCGUCUUUGUUGAAGCAUGGCAAUCUGAACAUGAGUACGAUUGCUGCUGCUGCCGCUGCUAUGGUAUCAAAUCCUGCUGCUCUGUUGGCCUUUUCCGAACUUCGAAAACGAGAAAUGGACUCGUUUCAGACCAAGAUUAAAGCUGCUGCACAGGCUGCUGUAGCUGCUGCUGCUGCCGCCUCACCGUUUUAUCGUGCAAUGGAUGGAUCGCUGAAACUCAAGCAACAGGACACCUCUGCAUCAGCCAGCACCAACUUACGUGGCACAGGAAGUGCAUCUGCCAACCCACUCCCCAAAAACAUUGAGGAUUUAGUGGCAAUGAUGCAUCUUCCUCAGAAUGGUACAGCAACUGAACAGCAUGCUGAUUCUUCAUCCUCAGCUUCCACGUCGACUCAUUCGGUCAUGUCCCCACCUACAGCUUCAUUAUCGACCAGCAUUCCAGAUACACCAAAACUAAAUGACAGUCAGGAUCUCACAUUAAACUCUAUUUUGUUGGAUGAUAUUAUGGACUCGGACAGACUGGAUAGCGGCAAUGACGAAGAUCCCACAUCUUGCUCCGAGUUUGAAAUGGACAUGAUUGCAAAUGGAAGAUCAAAUGCGGGGCUUUCUAGAUGGAAAAAGAUUCCCAUUAGCACAUUUUGGCAUUCUCAACGGCGUAUUCGCAAAGAGCGUCAGCGUCUUAAUAGCAGUAUGGUGAACAAAUUAUCUCCAGGUGUAAAGUCUCCGCUGCUAAAAGCCACCCUGUUUGAUCGCCGGCAUCGUGUUGCUCCUUUGCGUCGCCAUCUUGCAAUGCGUCGUGAAUCUGAUGCUGCCUCCAUGUUUCUUGUAUCACCCGUGUUGGUCCCAACAGGUUACGAAGAAUAUGUGAAACCUGUUUUGGAAGAUCCAAGAACUUUUGAAGAUAUACCUGGCAUGUCCACUUUGCCACCACUUUCAAUCUAA
Molecule: messenger RNA, 3483 nt
Organism: Batrachochytrium dendrobatidis JAM81
Lineage: Eukaryota; Fungi; Chytridiomycota; Chytridiomycetes; Rhizophydiales
Exons: 2
Coding region: 1-3483 (1160 amino acids)
Source: RefSeq, a predicted model, not a curated record